Messenger RNA from Acanthosepion pharaonis, 471 nucleotides. The record is from the annotation of a GenBank genome assembly. Lineage: Eukaryota; Metazoa; Mollusca; Cephalopoda; Sepiida; Sepiidae.
AUGUUGAAGGAUGGUAGCCUCGAUGCUGGGGAGAGAUAUGCAAUAGAGGACCUCAUUGUUGGUGAUGCGGUCCUACCAACUGAUGCGAAGGUUUCUUCGGAGAUUCAUUUGUUGGAACCGCUCCAGACGUCAUAUCUAUCUAUCUAUCUAUCUAUCUAUCUAUCUAUCUAUCUAUCUAUCUAUCUAUCUAUCUCAGUCUGUUCACAUCUAUCUAUCUAUCUAUCGUCUGUGCGUCAGUCUCUCUCACUUUGUUCAUAUAAUCUAUCUAUAUAUCAAUUUAACUGUUGUCAGUGUGUCGGUAGCUCUCUGAUCAUAUAUUCUAUCUAUCUAUCUAUCUAUCUAUCUAUCUAUCUAUCUAUCUAUCUAUCUAUCUAUCUGUCUGCUAUAAUUUCCCAAAAUCUAUCUAUCUAUCUAUCUAUCUAUCUAUCUAUCUAUCUAUCUAUCUUUUUUCUUCUAUUUUUUUUUUACUAA